This is a messenger RNA of Yarrowia lipolytica CLIB122, 2751 nucleotides long. NCBI's taxonomy places the organism in Eukaryota, Fungi, Ascomycota, Dipodascomycetes, Dipodascales. The record is from RefSeq and is a predicted model, not a curated record.
AUGAGAUACAAGGUGCGCAAAAGUGGAAAAAAGGCCAUGAUCGAGUCCAAAAGUGCACAGCAACCAGAGCCCGAGUUCGGGGCGCCCGCAGUCGCUCCACCGGCCCCUACGUUCUGUGCCCCUACAACUGCCCUGCAUACAGACACUAUGAUCCUCGCAGCCGCUGAUAAAGGCAAAAGUCCCGACUUGUCUGUCUCAUUACAGAGAUUCUCCUCCACAAAUAGCUUAAGAGAAAGCCCGAGAGAACCUCAACACUCUCCCAAUCACACUCACACCCACCAAAUCAUCUCGCACUCGCAAUCUGCUAGCAGCAGCAGCAGAAGCAGAAGCAGUACCCACAGCCGGCCUUGCAGCAGCAGUUCUACACCCUCCAGCUCGCCCGAUAUCAUUGCCCAGAAAGGCAUCCCUGUCUCGUCCAUCGCUUCCAUCUCAGCUAUUUCCCAGACCCCCGAUUUCCAGGACAUGGGCUCAGUCCACUCUACGCUAGGACCCAGUUUCAGCUUCUCCACUCGCAAAGAUAAGGAGCCUGCCAUGGAAACGGAAAAGGUGCUUUCCAAGCCCGCUACAUCGCCAGUUUUGUCUCGACCGAAUACCCCCGGAGCUGGUGCAGACUUGUCGGCCUCUGUUGUUGAGACCCCAACAUCUUCAUGGUGGCGCUCAAAGAGAGUUUCCCCCCCUCCAUCACAACCAGACCAAACCUUGGAGUGCACAAGCUCCGCAUGUGAGAACCCUAACCGCGCAUCUGAUUGUACGCUUGCGGAGACCCAACCGAGGGAACCCGACGCUAUCGUUACCUCCGAAACCAAUACGACCACAGUCGCAGCUUCGUCAUCCUCUUCUGGCUGGUGGUUUUUCAGCUCCAAGACGACUCGCACAGCCACGGCGCAAUUUCCCGAAAUGGGCUCCUCUACAAGCACUGCUGUUGCUACCAACCCGACCAAGGCUACAACCUCCGAUCCAGCAACCAGCUCCACCUCCACGUCGGCACCCACCUCACAUGGUGAUACACAGGCCCAGAGCGCCCCUGAGAUUCAGUCCAAGGGCUGGUUUUCGGGCUGGUGGGGCUCGUCUAAAAACAUUGAGGCCUCUCCUGCUGGAUCCGAGGAAAAAGAUGUGGUUACCUCGGACAUAAGUGAACUGGGCGAUGACGGAGGAGAGGUGGUGGCCGAGGAAAAUAAGGGUGGUGGCCGAUCCUGGGGGUUCUGGUCGACAGGUACCGGAGCCAAAAAGACCAGCGGUGAAGUAGCUGUCUCGGGUCUUGACUCGAAGUCUUCACCUUCAAAGGAGCCCCCGAACACUCCUCGAUCAUCUCCUGUGGGAUCACCCAGAAUGGAGGCCACUGAGCCAUCUGAGCCUGUGAAGGAUAUCCCAUCCAAGGACAAGGACCAGAAGAAGUUAGACGGCGCAACCCAGUCCGGAGACGCUUCUCCUGCUCCUCCUGUUCGAAAGACUACAAAGAAUGGAAAGCCUUAUCGACAGAAUCUCGUCAUUCCCUCGCCCGACGCAUGCUUCCCGGAGUACUCGCAACGAGACUACUUUUUGUCUCACCUCAAGAAGUUGUCUUCUUACUGGACACCCAAAACUACCUCUGGAGACCCCGCUCUGAACCAAUACAAUCAGUUCCACAGCUCUGUCUACCGAACACAGAAGCUGCCUGAGGUCAAGAAGGCCGUUGUCAUUGGUGUGCAUGGUUUCUUCCCAGCAAAGGUGGUUAGAACCUUUAUCGGAGAGCCCACAGGAACCUCUGUGCGGUUUGCGAACAUGGGAGCCGAGGCCGUGGAACGAUGGGCCAAGGCUCAUGAUGUUGACAUUGAGAUUGAGCGAAUCGCUCUGGAAGGAGAGGGCAAGGUUCUGCAGCGGGUGGACAACCUGUACAACAUUCUUAUGAACUGGAUCGACCACGUCCGAAGCGCCGACGUUAUUUAUUUCUGCGCCCACUCCCAGGGUGUGCCCGUGGCCGUCCACAUUCUUGCUCGGCUAAUCGAGAACGGUCUCGUGGACCACAAGAAGAUUGGUAUGUUGGCCAUGGCCGGUAUUUCGCUCGGCCCCUUUUACGGUCUGGACUCCAAGUUCGUGAUGCGAAUGUACUCUACUUCCGUUGGAACCGAGUCCCUGGCCGAGCUCUUCGAGUUCCAGGAUACUAACUCUCUCAUGGCUCGAAAGUACUUGCAGUCUCUUCGAACUGUUCUUGCGCACAACUGCAAGAUUGCUUUCGUCGGCUCCAUGAACGACCAGAUGGUCCCUCUCUACUCCUCCACAUGCAUGCAUGUCGCACACCCCUGCAUCUUCCGCGCAGUGUACGUUGACGGUAAGGAUGUGGCUCCUGAGUUCAUUUCUGACCUGGUGUCCCUUGCCCUGCUGCUCCGGAACAUUGGUUCUACUGAUCACAAUGUCAUCAAGGAGGUCAGCGGAGCUGUUGCAGGUGCCCUAACCGGGGGUGGUCACUCCAAAAUCUACAAUGAAGCUUCAGUCUACGAUCUGGGCUUCCAAUACAUCAUGGAGACUACCUUUCCCUCCAACCCUGUGGCCAUGUCCGUCUUUGAGGAUUUUGAGAUCCCCAAAAAGAACCCCAAUCCCUACAAUCUCCCCUAUUGCAUGCGAAGUAUGCAAUACGAGACGCUGGCCCGACCGCCGCUUCGGCCUCUGCUUGAGAACCUAAACCAGGAAUUUGAAAAGUGGAAGCCCGAAAGCAAGCCUCUGAGGGACCUGAAGUAUAGACUGAGUCCUAUUCAGAACCAAGCCAAGCUCUGA